Molecule: messenger RNA, 8698 nt
Organism: Cynocephalus volans (Philippine flying lemur)
Lineage: Eukaryota; Metazoa; Chordata; Mammalia; Dermoptera; Cynocephalidae
Gene: SOCS7
Product: suppressor of cytokine signaling 7
Exons: 10
Coding region: 131-2053 (640 amino acids)
Biological process (GO): phosphatidylinositol phosphate biosynthetic process; intracellular signal transduction
Cellular component (GO): phosphatidylinositol 3-kinase complex
Molecular function (GO): 1-phosphatidylinositol-3-kinase regulator activity
Source: RefSeq, a predicted model, not a curated record
CUCUAUGAGGCAGAGGCCGCGGCGCCCGUUAACGCUGUCGCUCCGGGGGCCGCGGCGGGCGGGGCACCGGCGGGGCCCGGCCUAGUCCCCAGCCCGGCCCCCAGCCGCCCGCCCUACCUCCCUCUCCCCGAUGCAGGGGGCCGAGCUCCGGGAUGGCGAGGCGGCGGCGACGGCCGCCGCUUCGUACCGCGUCCUGAGCCGCCUCCUCGGCUACGGAGAGGCGGCCCCCGAGCCAGGCCCGCCGCCGCCGCCCCCGGGCCAUGGCCCCCCGCCGCCACCCUUCCUCGCGCGGCCUGGCCCGCGGGGCUCCCGGCCGCCGCAGCUGAUGGUGUUCCGCAACGUGGGUCGGCCGCCGGAGGAGGAGGACGCGGAGGCCGCCCCGGAGCCGGGACCCUCGGAACUGCUGUGUCCCCGGCACCGGUGUGCCCUGGACCCCAAGGCCCUGCCGCCGGGGUUGGCGCUUGAGCGGACCUGGGGCCCGGCGGCUGGACUAGAGGCGCAGUUGGCGGCUCUGGGACUCGGGCAGCCGGCGGGGCCAGGGGUCAAGACGGUCGGUGGGGGUUGCUGCCCGUGCCCGUGCCCCCCGCAGCAGCCCCCUCCACAGCCCCAGCCGCCUGCUGCCGCCCCGCAGGCCGGGGAGGACCCCACGGAAACGAGCGACGCGCUGCUGGUCCUGGAGGGCUUGGAAUCGGAGGCCGAGAGCCUGGAAACUAACAGCUGCUCGGAAGAGGAGCUCAGCAGCCCGGGCCGUGGAGGAGGAGGGGGCGGCCGGCUUCUGUUGCAGCCCCCAGGCCCAGAAUUACCCCCAGUGCCCUUCCCGCUGCAAGACUUGGUCCCUCCAGGGCGCCUGAGUAGAGGGGAGCAACAGCAGCAACCUCCCCCGCCUCCUCCUGUGCCACUCCGGCCACUCGCGGGCCCCUCUCGGAAGGGCUCCUUCAAAAUCCGCCUCAGUCGCCUCUUUCGCACGAAGAGCUGCAACGGUGGCCCCGGCGGUGGGGAUGGGACCGGCAAGAGGCCUUCUGGAGAGCUGGCUGCUUCAGCUGCGAGCCUGACAGACGUGGGAGGCUCUGCGGGCCCGGAGCUGGACGCGGGGAGGAAACCCAGGUUGACAAGAACUCAAAGUGCCUUUUCUCCAGUCUCCUUCAGCCCCCUGUUCACAGGUGAAACAGUGUCGCUUGUGGACGUGGACAUUUCUCAGCGGGGCCUGACCUCUCCACACCCUCCAACUCCCCCUCCUCCUCCGAGAAGAAGCCUCAGCCUCCUAGAUGAUAUCAGUGGGACGCUGCCUACAUCUGUCCUUGUGGCUCCGAUGGGGUCUUCCUUGCAGUCUUUCCCACUACCUCCGCCUCCUCCACCCCAUGCCCCAGAUGCGUUUCCCCGGAUUGCUCCUAUCCGAGCCGCUGAAUCCCUGCACAGCCAGCCCCCUCAGCACCUCCAGUGUCCUCUCUACCGUCCUGACUCGAGCAGCUUCGCAGCCAGCCUUCGAGAGCUGGAGAAGUGUGGUUGGUAUUGGGGGCCAAUGAAUUGGGAAGAUGCAGAGAUGAAGCUGAAAGGGAAGCCAGAUGGUUCUUUCCUGGUACGAGACAGUUCUGAUCCUCGUUACAUCCUGAGCCUCAGUUUCCGAUCACAGGGUAUCACCCACCACACUAGAAUGGAGCACUACAGAGGAACCUUCAGCCUUUGGUGUCACCCCAAGUUUGAGGAUCGCUGUCAGUCUGUGGUGGAGUUCAUUAAGAGAGCCAUCAUGCACUCCAAGAAUGGGAAGUUUCUCUAUUUCUUGAGAUCCAGGGUUCCAGGACUGCCACCAACUCCAGUCCAGCUGCUCUAUCCAGUGUCCCGAUUCAGCAAUGUCAAAUCCCUCCAGCACCUUUGCAGAUUCCGGAUCCGACAGCUUGUCCGGAUAGAUCACAUCCCGGAUCUCCCACUGCCUAAACCUCUGAUCUCUUAUAUCCGGAAGUUCUACUACUAUGAUCCUCAGGAAGAGGUAUAUCUGUCUCUAAAGGAAGCACAGCUCAUUUCCAGACAGAAGCAAGAGGUGGAACCCUCCACGUAGCGAGGGGCUCCUGCUGGUGGCCACCAAGGGCAUUUGGUUGCCAAGCUCCAGUUUUGAAGAACCAAAUGAAGCUACCAUGAAAAGAAGAGUGAGAAAAAACAAGACUGAAGAGGAAGGGCUGGGAUUCUCUGCGCAGACUUUGGUAUCCCUAUGCAGCCCUGGGGCUUAGAAGAAGCCCACAGCCAUACUCCUGGGUGGGGGUUCCACUGUCCACGUCCACCCCUGUGGUAUCCUGGAACUGGAUAAGCUCCUUGAAAAACUGGAAAAAGUCUCAACACUGUUUCUUUUUAGAAGUUUUGUUUUUGGUAUUGCAUUUCUUGAAAACUCAACCUCGAAGGCAGCUGGGGUUUGUGCCUGUUGGAUUGGAAGUGGUGCAAAGGGUGAGCAGGUCCAAAGGAGUGGGAGGAGAGGAGACAGUGGCUCAGCUGGUGCCAAAGGCAGAGUUAGUCUUCACCGUGGACUUCGAAGAAGGGAGGAGGAGCCAGAGAAGCACAAAACAGGAUCAGAAGUGUCCAAGGGAAGGAGAGUCUGCUUCCCAUUGCCGUGGGUUAGUUUCAGUAGGAGCAGGAGGGAAAGGAGGGUGGGUGGUCUCAAAGAGAAGAUUACUGGGUAAAAACUGGCAAAUGGCUUUUGCUGGGGGAAGUAGUGACUCCUCAAAUUCUUUCCUUUUAAGGUUUAGAAACCUGACUUCAGAAUCACCUCUCAUGGAAGCUGUAUUAGUUUUGUUUUACUAAAUUCCUUAAGCUCUCUGACCUGAAGUUAACCCCGUUCUUCUACCACCCUCAACUGGGUCCCCCUUGAGAUAACUGUACAUUUCACUCUGGUCAUGGUAACAUUAUUCCUGUUGCUUCCGCCAGCUGUCAAGGCAGUAGUAUUUCUCAUCACCUGAGCAGUUCAGAGCUCUAGUCACAGGCUACUGAGGUUAAUGGAGCACGCUUCCAGAUUCUUAAUGGCAAACCAUACCCAUGACUUAGGAGUUAGUGUUACCUCCGUAUGUCUGUCAGCUAGUGAGAGGAAGUGUGGAGGAAGGUGAGAAAUGAAACCAUUGAUUGUAGUUGCACUCUUCCCAGAGAAAGCUCCCUAGUAACUCAGCCCUAAUGGGAUUUCCUUAAAUCAGAGGGGGAUAGCACCACAGCUCAUGUUUUUAGGUUUAUCAUUGGGUCAGGAGGUAGCAAGGGCCUUUUUAUUUUCCAGUGUUAUUCUAGCAACCCACACAUUUCCUGAGUCAGAUCCUGUUUGCCCUCCAUUAAUUGGGAAGUCUGUCAGAUGCUGAUUUGAGAGCUGCCUGUCUUCCAGGUGGAUGUGGAAAAGGGGAGAGAAAAAUGCCAGUGCUUUCAACGGUCUAUUUCUGCAGCUGGCCAUUGCCAAGUCUUAUGAUGUUAUGAGUUUGCUUUCCUGUAGAGUUUCUUUGGGAAGAUGUUUGCUACUGAGAUGUGACCAUUGAGCUGCUGGGUCUUUAUUACUCUUCUAUAGUAAGUGUUCCAUGAGACUGUUUUUUGGUGUCCUGUCUGCCUCAUCUCACAAGAUAAAUAAUAUUGUCAGGUUUGUGGUUUCCUGAUGGUAUGGGGUGAGGUCCCAGUGUCUUGGUAGUUUAUAGGAUUGCCUCAUUGGAAGUAUUGGUCAUCUGCCUGAUGUCCUGCAUGGAAUGAAGAGUCUUCUUCCUUGUAGCUGAUCAGGGAGGAACCGUGCAUCAUUACCUAGCUGUAAAGAGGUAGCUCACACAAUGAGCUUUGCAGCUUAUGUGCAACCCACCUCUGAUUUGUCAUGUGGUGCCUCUUCUCUCUUUGGUUUCCAUGGCAGUAUUACCAACUAGGUAGGAUUAUGAUCCCAGAAAUUGGUUUAACCUGUGAGUCUUGCCUCUUGAGGGUGCAAGUAACUUGCCAUCUUAUGGAAAAGUGCUGCCCCACUGUAGAGCCUGAAGUCUGGAAUCCAUUGAUAUCCUCCAGUGUCUGAUAUGCAGCUACUUGGGAUCUCUUCUUUUUUCCAUUUCAGCCACCCAUAAUUUUUGAGUUAUUUUUUAGUUGUGUGUUUCCCUGGUUCUGGAUACUGUGGAAAAUAUGAGAGGUAGAAGACAUCUCUGGCCUCAGGGAGCUUUUAGGUGACUGCCACACAUGAAGCAGUUGGAAAAUGACUCACUGUGGCAGAGAGUCAAGGACUGUCUUUAAAGAUGUUUAGAGUGGGUAAGAUCAGGGUACACCAGCUGGUCUGGGAAAGCUCUGUGGCGAUGAGGCUUUGAGUUGUAAGCAGGACAGUGAGAUGAGAAAACAAGUGAACAGAAGUGAGGAAGCAGAAAUCUGCAUGGUGUGUACUCAACAGUGCACAGCCCCGUUCAAAUAAAGGAUUCUUUUUUAAAGACUUCUUUUUCAGACCAUAACUUCUUUUUCUAGACUGUAACUUCCCAAUCAUCAGGCAGUUGUGAAUGCUGAGGGGUUAUGAUGGUGAGGUGGAGCCAGAGCCAGAAGUCAGUAGGGCUCCUGGCCAUUGCAUUGGACCUCACUGUUGUCAGCUCAGGCCGUGUGAGGGGGCAGAGCCCCUGCACCCCCAGUGGUACUGGGGUUUCUACUGGAGAAUUCAUAUUCUCAGGUACAAAAACCAAACCAACUGAGGAGGCGUGAGUGAGCCAACUGCACGCCCCACCUUUCUCUUCCUGGGGAGGGCAGUGUUCAACUGUGUCUGUGCUUUAGUCACGGAGCCUCAUCCUUACUCAAUAGAGUGGGCUGCAAAACAGGGCAGUGCAGGAGGAGGCAGCCUCUGUGGGCUUGGUGUUUGUGCCUGCGUGGGCGGCCUUGGGGAGAGCACAGUGGGCAAGGGUGAGGAGGAGUGGGCAGCGCAGUUGUGGCACGCACCUGGCGAGCAUGAGCAGAGCAGGGGCAGCGAGCAGUGGGCAGCACUCACCCUUCACCUCUCGGCCAGCCCCCCCCACUUUGCCAGUGCUGUGCAGUGCUCAUUGAAAGGCAGUCUACAGAGGGAACCUAUUCCUUUCUGGUGGUUGUAUUUUGAAGCCGCAAACUGGAAAUGGUUCUCACUUCUAGGGCCCUGCCGUUGAUUUCUAAGCUGUGGUCUGGUGAUGUCAGUACCCUCAGGCCCUGCGUUUGUAACCUUCACUAAUUCAUGACUGAUCUACCGUAACCUUGCUCAGGACGGGUGUGAACCAACGUGAGCUAGUGACAACUACUGCUACAGCUUGCUGUCACUUGAACACAUGUGCUAUGUUGGGAGCACAGGAGUAGGGGCUUUGGUGUGGGGGACUAGUAAGUGGGUGACAACUGGCUCUUAGCAGUUUGAGACCAUUGGUGAUGAUCUUGGCCUGGUCACCUGCCCAUGCCUAGUUAAAGCAAAUGUAGUACCCUGGAACCUGAGCCGUGGACAGCAGCACCAGCCUCCUGAGAAGGAAGGUUUGGCAGGGAGCUCAACUCCACAGUUUGUACUCCUUUCUUCUUUCCUACUUUUCACUUAGGCUGACUAUGUAAGCCCCUUCUUGAGGUUAGGAAUGACACGGAGAUAGCUGCAAAUGUCCCUACAAUGUACAUUCAGGAAGAACUGGGGAGAGGGGGGUGGUUAUGGUUCCCAGAUCCAGGUGUGAGAGACUGGAGUAGCAUCAAAAGUGCCCUGGGGUACCAGCCUUGUCAGCCCUUAUCCCUGGGCCCCCAGAAGAGCAUGGCCUGCUUGAAGCCCUCUGGUCCCAGCAGGAAGUGGAGAUGGGAAGAAUUUUUUCCUUAGGUUAGAUCCUUCCCUUCCCCACUGCCUUUAUCUUAGCUUUUGAGCCCUGAAGUUAGAGGACUAGGCAUUGGGAUGUAGCUUUAUGGCUGCUGAAAGGAGGUCUGAAGAGAGAGAGAGAGAGAGAGAGUGUGUGUGUGUGUGUGUGUGUGUGUGUGUGUGUGUGUGUCUUCCUUCAUUUGCAGAAGUCGUGUGUGUGCUUGUCUGUGUGUGUGUGUGUGUCUUCAUUUGCAGAAGUCGUGUGUGUGUGUGUGUCUUCAUUUGCAGAAGUGUGUGUGCUUGUCUGUGUGUGUGUGUGUGUGUCUUCAUUUGCAGAAGUCUUGUGUGUGCUUGUCUGUGUGUGUGUGUGUGUGUGUCUUCAUUUGCAGAAGUCUUGUGUGUGCUUGUCUGUGUGUGUGUGUGUGUGUGUCUUCCUUCAUUUGCAGAAGUCGUGUGUGUGCUUGUCUGUGUGUGUGUGUGUGUCUUCCUUCAUUUGCAGAAGUCGUGUGUGUGCUUGUCUGUGUGUGUGUGUGUCUUCCUUCAUUUGCAGAAGUCGUGUGUGUGCUUGUCUGUGUCUGUGUGUGUGUGUCUUCAUUUGCAGAAGUCGUGUGUGUGCUUGUCUGUGUGUGUGUGUCCAUUUGCAGAAGUCUUGUGUGUGUGCUUGUCUGUGUGUGUGUGUGUGUCUUCCUUCAUUUGCAGAAGUCGUGUGUGUGCUUGUCUGUGUGUGUGUGUGUGUCUUCAUUUGCAGAAGUCGUGUGUGUGUGUGUGUGUCUUCAUUUGCAGAAGUCGUGUGUGUGUGUGUGUGUCUUCAUUUGCAGAAGUGUGUGUGCUUGUCUGUGUGUGUGUGUGUGUGUGUCUUCAUUUGCAGAAGUCGUGUGUGUGUGUGUGUGUGUGUCUUCAUUUGCAGAAGUCUUGUGUGUGUGUGUGUGUGUGUGUGUCUUCAUUUGCAGAAGUCUUGUGUGUGUGUCUGUGUGUGUGUGUGUGUCUUCAUUUGCAGAAGUCUUGCCACCAGUUGGGGUGUUGAGGGCAUCUCUAUUAGGGGUAGACCCAGCGUUUGUUUUCUACUUUUUAGAGAAUGACAUGCCCCCUGUCCGUAAGGGAGGAGCUUUUGAAUUAGACAUUUUCCCUAUGGGAAUCCUCUGUUUGGUUUGUGGGAAUGGGGGGAAUGGAUAAGUGAUUUUUAUCUCUAAUUGUCAACGCAGCUGUUCUUACACUGAAUUUGUGCUAUUGCAUACAUGUAGCCAUCUUUCUUUUCACUGCAGCAGUGUUUAUCAGUAGUUCAAAAUGAUUUAUUUGCUCCUGGGGAGUAAAACCUUUUUUAUUAAAAAAAGAAAAAGAAAAAAAAGAAAUGUGUGCUCCCCCCGCCCCCCACUAUGAUAGCUAUAGGAUUAUUGGACCACAGAGGUCAAGUCUGCAAGUCCCCAUGGUAGAUUCCAUAUCCUGUUUGACAUUGGAGCCUUCGUCCUCAGCACAAAGUGACAGGAGGCCUUGAGAAAUUUGAGAGCAAAGUCUUGGGAGGAGUGAGAUGGGGGUUAGAUCAUAGAGACAGGCACUGGGUACUCAAGUACUACAGUUAUAAAAAAGAGUAAGGAGUUGUAUUUAAAAUAUUGAUUCCCUAAUCUGCCAGAGAAAGACCUUUCUUUACAUGCAGAUUUCAUGUUGUCUUUGUCCUUUCCAUUGCUUUUUGACCCUCCUGGUAGGUGUUACCCAGUUUCUUCCUGUUUCCCUUCCUGUCUUUUCUGCACCUUCUCCCAUCCCUUCCCACUUCCACCUACCUCUGGGGAAGCCAGUCCUGCAUGCUGAGUUUGUGACAUGCCUUCACUCCUGUUACAUCUUAGAGGGUACCUGGAACUGCUCCCUUCCCCUCUCCUACCCCCACCCUCCUUGGCAGUGCCAAGAGACAUCAAGGGGCAGGCAAAGAGCAGCCAGCCGUGGUGGGGAGUGUGAAUGUUUGGUAGCAGCUGGACUGCGAUCAUGGUUGUUCCUGAAGAUGGAGUGUAAGGAAAACUUAGGACACUCUUCAUCAGAAUUCAGGAUAAUUACAAACCACACAGCCCUGCUCAAGCUGUGUCCUUGGCACCCUCACCAGCUCAGGUGGAGGGAGGGUUCGUCUGACCACUCCAUCUCUGGUGCUUGCUUGAACAGGAGUCUGCCCCUCACUGUUAGGCCCAGAACCUUGUCCAAGGGACAAGCAGGAUCCAGGCACUGCUCUGUGGUUGGCUGGUCGUUGCAAUGCCCAGACUGGUGCUGGCAGUGGCACAGCCUCUGCUGUACAUUUUUGCUGGUUUUUAAGAAACUCAGUGAAGAGGGGUGCCAUUCUGGGCUCAGGGUGGUUGCCAGUUCUUUAUGAGGAGUGGAGCCACAUACACCUGCAACCACUUCUGUCCUCUAGCCAGUCCUGCCCUCCUCCAAGCCAAAGCGUGGCCUGGCUUUUGUCUUCCCAUUUAGUUUUCCUCCUUUACUCUCCCGUUUUGUGCUUAAUUUAUUAAAAUAAUUGCUGUAUAAUUUAUUUUCAUAAACUAUAAAAAAUUACUAAAUGUUUAAAAUAGACUUGCAGGCCAAUCUUAAAUGGGGUGGGAGGGUCUGAGGGUGGGAUGGGGAACGGGAAAGAUGUUUUGAUAUAAACAAAACAAAUGCACUUUGGCUGUGUUUCGGUAUUUUUCUGGGGCUAGAGGGGAUGGGUGUUGGGAUGUCCCUAUAGAUUAGUUCCAGAAUGGGGUGUCUGUAUAUAUUGUAAUAAUAGGCAUGUUUGACUCUCGUAAAGGGACAGUAGUAGCUGCUGCAGGUCCUGUUUGGAAACCCCAUGUACAAUUCCCAGUUUUUUGUAAGUGUCAGUGCGGGAGACAUUUGACUCUUGUGUUUGUAUCUCCUUUUUAUGAUUGCUGUACCAACCCAUGUCUUUUUGGGGAGGGGUGAAAUGAGAUUUGAAAUAAAAAUGUUUAGAAAUUA